Paramecium octaurelia is the source of this 2566-nucleotide messenger RNA. The record is from the annotation of a GenBank genome assembly. NCBI's taxonomy places the organism in Eukaryota, Ciliophora, Oligohymenophorea, Peniculida, Parameciidae.
AUGUUUAGUGGAUAAAUUAAAUAAUAAUAAAUAACAACUAUUGAACAAUCCAAAGAAAGAAUCCUAAAAAUAAAGAAUUAAUAACUAGAAAUUAAGAAUAAAGAGAACUAAUCAAGGCUUAGUUAUUAUAAGAAUAUAUUGGAACAAAUAAUGGACUUUAAAAGAUUUAUUGAUGACUCUUUAGAAAAAAUAUACAAAUAAAUAUAAUAAUAUAUAUAUCCAAUUUAAAAAGAAAAAUAAGAAUUGAAUGAAUGUUAAUUGUAAUUGAAUUACUUUGAAGAUAUAACAUAAUUAUCAGAAUUAUAUUUUUAAGGAGGUCAAUCAAAAUCGGCUAAGUUAGUUCAAGAUAAUAAUUUUAUAGAUGAAAUCACAAGACAAUUUGAGUUACUCUUUAAUAACGCCGAAUAUUUUUAAACUUUAGAUACUUUCAAGAAAACAAAAUAAACAAUCUAGGAUAUAAUGGAAAAUAAUACUCUUGAGUUGCCACCAUUAGUAUCAGCAACAAAUGAAUCAGUAAGAGAAAUAAUUAUUAAUAGAAAACACCACACUUAAAUAGGAUAUGUACCAACCACAAAAAAGAAAUUAUAAUGAUUGAUAUGGACUCUUAAAAUAAAAAAAUUGAGGAUCGGUUUGUUUGCGUUGAUUGCAUAGCUGAGAAUCCAUAAACUAAAUAUUCUACAAUUGAAACUAUUAAUAAAUAAUGGAGAGCUUACAAUUCAGAAUCUGAAAAGAUGUUAUCACAGUAUGAACAAGAAAGCACAAAUAAAAAGAAAGAGUUAUUCAAUUAAAUUACUUAUAUGAGAAAAAGUUACAAUUAAAAACUAAAUGAAAUAUGUGAUAAAUUAAUUGCCGAAUAAUUCUAACCUAUUGAUAGAAGCAAAUAUACCAAAUAUAUAAGGAGAGUUAAAAUUUAAGCUUUAGAAGAUGAAUAAUUGUUUAAAGACUUACAAUAAUUAAUAGAAAAAUAGAAGGUGAUACAAAGUUAAACAAUAACAAGCUUAAAAAAUAAAGAUUCAAUAUUUAAAAAAGAAAUUGAAAAUCAUUUAGAAUCAUUGAAAAAGUACUAUCAAUAGGAUGUACAACAUUCAAUAGACAUUCUCAAAGAAAUAUCAAGUACUAAUUUAUAAAUCUUUAUUAGUUGAAAGAAAUUUAAUAUUAGAGUUAUAGGAAUCCAUUUAAUAAUUUUCAAAUUGCGCUUAAAAAAAGGAAGAAAAUAAACAAGGCUCCAUAGAAAUUAUCAAUGAUAUUUAGGAGCUGAUAGAUUAGGCUAAAAAUUAUUAAUGCUAAUUGAAUCUAUUUGAUUAGACUGUAAUUCUAUAUUAAUAGCAUACUUGUAAAAUAGACUAGAUUAAUUAAAAAAUUUAAAAUUUUACUAAAGACCAUGCAAAUAAAUCAGAAUUAAUGAACCCUUCAUAUGAAAAUUUAUUAAAUAUUUUGAAUGAUUAUACUAACAAUCUAAAUAAUAAGAGUAAAUAAAUGAAGAAAUAUUGUAACAUUGAGAAAUUUGAGUCAGAUUUAAUCAAACUAACUGAUCUGAAUUAAAUUUUAGACGAUGAAAGUAAUUUCAUAUCAAUAAAAUAUAGAAAAAAGCCUCCUGAUGUAAUUAGAUUAAAAAUAAUAAGAACAUCACGACGCAAUUAUAAAAUUAACCGAGAAAAGUACUUGAAAACUUAAUUUUUAGAUUAACAUCAAAUCAAUGAGAUAAAUGCAAAAUUCUAAUAAAAUGAAAAAGAAAAUCUAACUUUAUUAAAUUAAAAAAGCGAAGAAAUAACUAAUCUUAAAAAGUUAAAUGAGGAGGAAAAACUAAACGUUAUCAAGAAUUUAGAAAAUAUAAGUAAAUAGUUAAGUAGAUAUGAAUAGAGAACAGUGAAAUUUUAGAAUUAAAUACAAAAAUAAAUCAAAAGGAAUCAGAACUAUAAAUAAUUAAAAGUCAGUUUGAUCAAGUAGUUUAUAGUUAUAAUUAUUCAUAGAUUUAAUAUCUCAAACCAUUAUUGUUUUCAAAUAUUUAUAAGCAUAAUAGUUGCUAAGUAAGUGAAGGUGGAAAAGUUGUUGAAUGUAAUGGUGGUUAUUAUAGUUGUCUUUGCGAAUAUGCUAUCCCAAAGACUGGAAAAAUAUCAAUUACAUUCUAAAUGCUUAAAAUAGGAUCUUAUGCCUUUGUUGGAAUUGGAUUUAGGGAUUUUAUACAAAAAAAUUCUUAUUCUGGUUAUGGAAAUGGAGGGUAUGAAGUUAAUAUAUAAAAUUAGUUAGUAUCUAAUAAGCAGUGAUAGAUACACUUGUUCUCAUCAUAAUAAAUAAAUAAUACAGUGUCGUCAAAAUUUGGCUUCACUACUAAUGAUAGGAUAAUAAUGGAAGUAAGUGUUGAAUAAAAAUACAUUAAAUGGACUAAAAUAACAGAAGAACAAACAACAGUUGUAAGAAUAAAGUUAUACUCCUUAGUUGGAUUUAGAUACAUCCAUAUCAUAAGAAUUAUAUCCUUGCGUGUGUCUUCAUAGUUCCAAAGUAAAAAUAUUGGAAAUUAAUCUUUUUUGAUUAAGAUUUUGAAAUAAAAUUAAUAAAUUAAAAAUGA